ACUACAAAUACAGCGCGUGGUAGCUGGUCGGAGGCGGACACCACCGAGCCCCACACUCGCCCCUUGUUAGAAUUAUCAGUUUACAAGUUUAAGUUGCUUUACUUUUACUUUGGUAACAGGUAGUUGUACAUAAAAGAAUAAUAAUAAUACUUUCUUAUACUAAUAAUUCCGUUUGUCUUUGUGCAAGGCUGUGCGCGAGCUUUACAUAGCGAGUUUGUUUGAGGACUUUAUCGCUCAGCCUGCAGCAGAGAAGCUAGCAUGUCGACCGGCACAAAAGAUGCUAAAAGCUGCCCUAUCCCCACCAGGGUGUUCACCCCGAAGGACUGGUCCCAGGUUCCCGACGUUUACAGCCAGACACCCGGGGGGACGCUCUUCUCCACCACCCCUGGAGGUACCCGCAUCAUUUACGACAGAAAAUUUCUGUUGGAUUGUCGAAACUCCCCUCUUGCCCGUACCCCCCCAUGCUGUCUGCCCCAGAUCCCAGGGGUAACCGUACCCGCUACGCACCCCAUGGGAAAACUGCAGGAUCUCAAGGAGGAGGCUGAGGAAGAAGAAAAGGACAUUGCAGAUGACAACCAGUUUGAGAUGGACAUCUGAGCUCCAGUAUUACCUCCUGUGGAGAAUUAUUAGUUAAAACGCCUCCAACGUCAUAAAUGACUGUAAUGCAUUUAAAGCUUUUUUUCACCUUUUUUUUUAAAUAAAAGCUUUUGUGAAGAACCAAAAAGAAUGGAAUAGUUGGAAAACUAUAGGGUGUUUUUGACCCUAAGUGUGUUAAGCGAAGAAAGGGUCUGGUCACUUCAGAGCUGCAGCAGGAUUGAAAAAAAUCCAUUUUGAUUUAACUUUUUUUAAUCUUUUGUAAAUAACAUUGUACAAUGUAGCCUCUUUUUUAAGUUGGGAAAUAUAAGAUGAUUACAUUAAUACAUGUAGAGUUUUUCACUGCAGGCAUCAGUUGUUUUGUUGUAUCUUCCUCCCAAAAAACGGAUGGCUAACUCUCUUUGUCUCCUAAUGGGGGUCAGGGCCUUCUGAGAAUCAGCUCCAACUCUGUUUUGUGUGGAGGGAGAACUUAAAUGUGAAUAAUUUCAAUUAAAGGCUAUUCAAACUGUG
Molecule: messenger RNA, 1104 nt
Organism: Etheostoma spectabile (orangethroat darter)
Lineage: Eukaryota; Metazoa; Chordata; Actinopteri; Perciformes; Percidae
Gene: eif4ebp3l
Product: eukaryotic translation initiation factor 4E binding protein 3, like
Exons: 3
Coding region: 259-597 (112 amino acids)
Biological process (GO): negative regulation of translational initiation
Cellular component (GO): cytoplasm
Molecular function (GO): eukaryotic initiation factor 4E binding
Source: RefSeq, a predicted model, not a curated record